This is a messenger RNA of Nilaparvata lugens (brown planthopper), 1426 nucleotides long. Its product is annotated as D-aspartate oxidase. NCBI's taxonomy places the organism in Eukaryota, Metazoa, Arthropoda, Insecta, Hemiptera, Delphacidae. The record is from RefSeq and is a predicted model, not a curated record. The coding region runs from base 289 to 1281 and encodes 330 amino acids. Gene Ontology annotation, molecular function: D-amino-acid oxidase activity; FAD binding. The transcript is spliced from 7 exons.
AGUUCAUUAUUAUGGGUUUCAAUUUUAUCUAACAAUAUUGUUGUCUCUUUGGCGGAAAUAUUAUUAUUCUAGUGUUGUCUCAACGCUUUGAUAAUGAAAACAUACACAUAUGAGUCGAUUUGAUUGAUGUUUUUGGCUUGGAAUCGAAUGUAAUGCUUCUAAUUCAUUCCUUUCUCAUGUUAAAAACUGUAGUUCUGUUAUUGUGAUAGUGUUCAAAAAUUGUUGAUUAACAGUGUUGUAACUUUAUCAAGGUAUUUUUGGUAGAAGGAGACAGAAAUAUCUUGAAAAAUGAGUAAUCUGAGAAUAGGAGUGCUUGGCGCCGGUAUAGUUGGCCUCACAACCGCUGAGGAACUGACGAGGCAGUAUCCGUCAGCUGACGUCACAAUAAUGGCCGACAAAUUCAAUGUGGAAACCACAAGUGACGGAGCUGCCGGGCUAUUCAUGUUGGUGUCCAAGUUUAGGGGGCCCACUGAGGAGCUAACAAGAAAGUGGGUGCAGGAUUCGUAUGAUUAUUACAUGGAACUACUACAUAAAGACUGUGGAAUCUUCGAGAUUUAUGGCUAUUCACUUUCUGAUUCAACAAGAGACGCAUGCUGGUGUCCAAUCAUGGCCAGUGUGCUCCCCCUCUACCGUGCUGCUACACAUGAAGAGCUGAUUCAGUUCCCAGGAAACUGGAAGCAUGGCAACUAUUCUAAAGCACUCAUAGCACGAGCAAGAACGUUUUUGCCCUGGACUUUGAAAAGGUUGGAGUGCAAUCCAAAUGUGAAAAUUGUGAGGAGAUUAGUGAACAGCCUGAGAGAUCUUGAGAGUGAAUUCGAUGUGAUAUUCAAUUGUAGUGGCUUGGGAGCUGCUCGAAUCUGCAAUGAUCCAUUUGUGAUUCCAAUAAGAGGACAAGUCAUGAAGGUUGAAGCACCAACAGUCGACGAGUUCUGCCUAGCGGGCCGCAGUUACAUAAUUCCCAGCGGUCACGGCGUGGUCACACUGGGUGGCACACAUCAGUUCGGCUAUGACUCCACCCACAUCAACGCCAAUGACAGCGCUGGUAUCCUUGCACGAUGCUCUGCUCUGCUACCGGAGCUCAAAUCUAGCAGAGUUCUCUGGGAAUGGGCUGGCCUACGGCCUUACAGACAUGUGACCAGGGUAGAGGCGGAAACACUAGGUCAACUCAAGGUGGUGCAUAAUUACGGUCAUGGCGGAAGUGGAUUAACGACUGGCCCAGGCACCUCGAAGUAUGCUGUGGCUCAGCUGAAACACAUUAUGCUGUCAAACUCAAAACUUUAGAAACCAUGAGAUGGAUGAGUGCUUACCAGAAAAUUGAAGACUGAUGAAAUUGGUGAAGAACGUUUGUGAAAAGAUAUUUUUUCAGACGAAGAAAGGAAUAAAAACAAGGAAGAAGGAACUCUCAAUAAAGAUAUUUUCUCCAAGA